This is a messenger RNA of Mercenaria mercenaria, 2556 nucleotides long. Its product is annotated as carboxylesterase 5A-like. The transcript is spliced from 2 exons. Gene Ontology annotation, molecular function: signaling receptor activity; neurexin family protein binding. Bases 267 to 1835 code for a protein of 522 amino acids. Gene Ontology annotation, biological process: presynaptic membrane assembly; postsynaptic membrane assembly; modulation of chemical synaptic transmission. Gene Ontology annotation, cellular component: synapse; cell surface. The record is from RefSeq and is a predicted model, not a curated record. NCBI's taxonomy places the organism in Eukaryota, Metazoa, Mollusca, Bivalvia, Venerida, Veneridae.
UGUAUUCAAGUCAGUCCAACCAUUGCUAGUGACCUGAUCGGAGUAGAAAAAUGAAUCACUUGUGCUUUUACAUGAUAUUAUUUUUCUCCGGAGUAUUUUUCGCGAAUUCCUAGGAUCCACAAAUUAAUGGCAAACUAGGUGUAAUUGUUGGAAACCUAAAAAAUAUAUCUCUCUCAGGAUUAAACUAUACAAAUGUAAAGGAAUUUCUCGGCAUUCCCUUUGCCAAACCGCCAGUUGGGGAGCUGCGAUUUCGCAAUCCAGAACCGAUGGAAUCUUUACCAAGUUCGCCGUUUUAUGCCAAGAGGCAUAGUGCCAUAUGCCAGCAGAUUCCUUCCGUGGAGAUUCCAUUUAUAACAGACCACAAAAGCGAGGACUGUUUAUAUCUUAACGUAUAUGUGCCAGACAGACCAGCUGAUAGCACAUCUGGACAUGCUGUAAUGAUUUGGGUAUACGGAGGUGGGUUUCAACAGGGGUGUGCAAACAUGUAUGAUUUUUCUACCCUCUCUGUAGCGAGUAAUAUAAUUGUAGUUACUAUCAACUAUAGGGUCGGCGUAUUUGGGUUUCUCAGCACUGGAGAUGAAAAUGCGCAUGGUAAUUAUGGUCUUUGGGACCAACACUUGGCUUUCAAAUGGGUCCAUGACAACAUUGUGGACUUUGGAGGAGAUAAUCAAAGAGUUACAAUAGCUGGUGAAUCUGCGGGUGCUAUGAGUGUUAUUCAACAUGGUCUUAUUCUUGGUAAUCGGGGAUAUUUCAAGAGGAUCAUUGCCCAAAGUGGAAGUACGUCUUCGCCUUUUAUGGACAUGGACAGAGAUGGAUUCAAAGAUGUACAAGCCGUAGCUCACGACUUGGGAUGUAAAACUGCCCCAAUAGAUGUUUCAAUGCAGUGCUUAAGGGAGAAAAGUGUAGAAGAUUACCUAAGUGUAUUGAAAGAACUUGGGAAUAAAGUUUUCUUCGGUCCAAGAGUAGAUGAGAAGCUUAUAAAAAUCAACCCUCGGAAAAUUGCAAAGAUGUCUGAAAGUCGACAUUUAGAUGAAGUCGAAUUUUUCCGCACAUUGGAUAUUUUGAGUGGUUUUAACGCAAACGAAGGGGCAUCUAUGUGGCAUUAUAUGACGGAUAAAACUGAAUUAGAAACCAUGCAGCCUACGCGUGAACAAUUGAGAAAUGAGCUCUUGCCACAACUGAUGAAAUUUAUUUAUGAGAAAGUUUUUGCAGACGUACUCAUGCAGCUAGUAGAAGCUCAAUACACGGACUGGACAAAUCCUAAAGACUACAAAUCCAUUCGCUUACAGAUUGAAAAACUUAUAGGUGAUGCGACUUUCGGUGUGCCGGCCGUAGAGAUGGCCCGUCUUCAUAAUGUGUCGUCUGUUUCGAGAAACUUCAUGUACCACUUCGCGCCAAGACCAUCUUACCAGCCUUUACCUUCACCAAGCUGGUUACAAGGAGCAGGUCAUGCUGAUGAGAUUCCAUUUGUUAUGGGAGCAUUUGGUUUACUUGGUGUUGGUAACGAGAAUGCUUGGGAGAACGAACUUAUCAUCAAAAUGAUGACAUAUUGGUCAAAUUUCGUCAAAUCUGGCGACCCUAACAAGCCUGAAUUCGUUUACCCGUCCUGGCCGCAGUACAGUACGGACAACGGAGAUUAUCUUGUGCUGGACAAAUCCAUGUCUAAUGAAUCUACCAAACAACAUUUCUAUGCGGAAGAGGCUAACUUCUGGCUGGAAGUAUUUCCGGAUAUUGUUGAUGUUGUACACGACAAGAAAGAUUGUGGGAAUGAAACCUUCACAAGUGCUGUUUCGUUGGUUUUGGCGCUGAUUUCAUCGUCUGCAACCUUUCUUUAAAGCUGUGAUGUCAAACAUGUUGAACACUGCAUUCAGUUGAUUAUUACGUGUUGAAGUGUUGAACUGCAUCCCUCUUUUUUAUCUUUUCAAUUAAAAAAAAAAGGAAUGAUAUUGAAUAAAUAUCGAUAACAGAACAGAACAGAACAGAACAGAAAAAAACAUUCAAGAGAGACAUUGAAAAAUCCACAAAAAAUAUGCAAAUUACUCAUGACAUAUAUGCAUGUAUAGCUUUAAUGUAAUGUUUUUCAUUUUGUACACAUGUAAUGUAAUGGCUAGGUUUUGUAUUUUAUUUCCGGUAUUUCUAUCAGAAGUUUAAGAUUUCAAAAAUUAUAGAAGAAAAACUGUACAUUACGAGAUUGUCACAUUUUCAGUAGUUUGAGAGUUGAACAUGUAUCUAAAUGAACAGGAAGUUAAAUAAUGUGUCUGCUGUGUGUUUCCUGUAUAAUCCUUUAUAAACUCAGUAUACACUGUGAUCAAGGGAGCAGCUCAGGUGACGGGCUAGGGGACAUGGUCCCGCACUCAUGAGCUGAAACUUAAUAAUCAUUGUUAAAAGCUAGCCUGAAGUACAUUUAUAACUAAGAAAUUGUGUUUAUAGAGUUGUAAACAGAACGGUUUUAAAAGGCUAAUUGAACAUUGAUUAUAUCUUUGAAAUUCGACUGAACAUUUAUAAGUAACUGUGCAUUGCUCUUCGUAGGAAAUAAAAAUGUUAGAACUGUCAUAA